Messenger RNA from Zootermopsis nevadensis, 1202 nucleotides. RefSeq lists its product as uncharacterized. The record is from RefSeq and is a predicted model, not a curated record. Lineage: Eukaryota; Metazoa; Arthropoda; Insecta; Blattodea; Termopsidae. Gene Ontology annotation, biological process: regulation of transcription by RNA polymerase II. Gene Ontology annotation, molecular function: DNA binding. Gene Ontology annotation, cellular component: nucleus; transcription regulator complex.
GACUCGCUCCGAGGUUCCAAUUCACAAAGUUCAGUGGCCAAAAACGUAGGAACGCAGUAUAACCGCUACCUUCGUUAUCCUUUCCGAUUCAUAAAUCAUCCCGCAAGUCAAUCUGAGAUACUGACAGUGUCGUCGAAUAAGCCACAGGUAAAUAACGCUACGUUACUAUUUUAUAUUACAGAAAAGUACAUAUUUAUGUAUUUGUUACGAAGCGAUGUUUUAAUCAGGCCAGGCCAAUAAUAGUGUUUUGAUGGAAUCUGAUUGUGGAUAUUUGGAAAUGAACACCACGCUGUUUUCGCAUUCAGAGUUUUCCUUCGAUGUUUAUGAUACACGCACAUAAAAUGCACAGGGCAUCCGUAUAUUAGGCUAGGAGCCACUGGCGCGACUAGCCGCGUGCGGCGUGUCGAGUGUUGUCGCGCGCGGUUGUUAUUUGUAUUGCUUUUUAUAGGUGUAAACCCACUGACGCGGCGCGGCUGCCGAGUCGCGCGCGGUUAAGUUUAGGAACGCGGAACACAGGCGGCAGAGCUGUCGCGCGCGGCUAUAAAAGUAACGAAUUUAACCGCAGCGAACUCAGUGACGCUGCAGGUCGCACGCGGGAGUUGCGUGUAUUCGAUAUGGCGAUGUCCGAGAAAUCUUUUGACACAGAUUUGUUCAUUAUGGAAAUUGAACAACGACCAGCACUGUGGAACAGCGGUUUGAAUGAAUAUAGUGAUAAAAAUAUAAGAAAAAAACUGUGGGAAGAAAUAGUGCAGAGAUUCGGAGGGGAGGAACAGGAUGUGUUAGAAAAGAAACAACUUGGUGUACAGCUACAAAAGAAAUGGAAGAACCUCAGAGACAGUUAUUUCCGAGAAUUAAGACGGUUAAAGAACAUACGAAUUGGUGCCGCAGCCCCCAAAAAGAAUUCGUACAUAUAUUUUCAGCAGCUUCACUUUCUGAAGGUGGUAGCAGAAACGUCGGAUACUCCAUCGUCCCAAACCUACCGCCCCCCUCCAAAGAAAACAAGCACUGAAGAUUACGUUGGUUUGGAAAUGGUUAUUCACACUGCCACCGGGUAUAAACCCAUUUGCAUAGAGAGCGAACACCAUGACUCUGAUAAAUUAUUUUUGUUGUCACUUCUGGAUGACUUCAAAAAAAUACCAGACUACUCCAAAAGUACGGCGAAAAUUGAACUGAUCAAGUUGAUUCAGAGUUAUCGACCAUAA